AUGGACAUGACAAACCAGAACUUGAGGACGUCAAUCAACCGGAGUGCCCCCGUGGUGCUCCUCAUCUUCCUAUUAUCAUUCACUCAAGUUGGCACUGUUAAGUCUAUCGGGAUCUUCCUCAAAGACAUCUCAAACAGUCUGGGAACAACCUCCAAAGACAUCGGAUUCGCGUUUGGUCUUUUUAACUCCUUGUGCUACUUGCCAGCUCCGCUGUUUAUUGCCCUCAAUCGUUUACAUUGGACUCGACGUCCUCUCUUGAUUGGAGGAUCCACUUUCAUUUCUCUAGGGGUCAUGCUAACAGCUUUGGCUACUAACAAUGCUUUGAUCGCCGUUUAUUUAUCAAUUUCUGGCCUGGGGUAUUGUAUGGUCGGCAUAUCGGCAAUACUGACCUUAAGUCAACUGACAAGCGAGCAGAACUUCUACCUGUUGUUCGGAUUUGGCAUGAGCGGGUUUGGCUUGGGUAUGUUUCUUUUACCACUUCUAGCUGAGCUCUUGGGUGAAGUUUACGGUUGGAGAGGAGGCAUACUCAUUCUAGGUUGCCUGAUGGCUCACCUAGUCCCUAGUGCCGUUGCGGUAAGACUACCCUUGACCGGAAGUCGAUCGUUGAACCUAAGCGCGAAUUACCAAGAACUUGAGCAUAGUGGAGUUUCUGAGGAAAGUUUAGUAAACAACUGUUCAAGCGAGGAAACAGACAUCACUCCAUUAUGCCCUAGAGGUGCAGACCGCAAUCAGGCAGCUGCUGGUGAAUCUUCAACAUACUCUUCAUUAGUCACCGGAAUUGAAAUGGAAUCUCGUGAAAAUGAAUCGAGUGCAAGGCAAACCUUUGUGAGAUUACAUGAUAGUUUUUACCGGUCAGAUUUUUACAGGGACCCUGUUUUUAAUUUCUUAUUUCUUACUUCCUCCACGUUUGGAAUCGUCUACUGCGGUUGGCAUUCUUUUCUGGUACCCCUUGCAAUCCAGAGAGGUUAUUCGAUCCGUGCUACGAUACUUGUGACUUUCUACGCAUCAGUAGGAAACUCCAUAGGAAGACUCUUGGGAGGCGCCCUCUCCGGUCGCCUCGCUAAUCCAAUUACCCUUUGCCUCUGUGCAGCGCUUUUGAAUUCCGUUUCUAUUUUGUGUGAUGCAUUCUUUCGCAACUACUAUGUAAUGAUACCUACUUCGUGUAUAUCUGCUUUAUGUCUUGGCGGAAUGUCCGUCCUUAACCUUCUAUCAAUUAAGAAGAGAGCGUCUCCUGGAAGCUUUGAUGUUGCAUUAGCAGCCUACGAUGUAGCCUUUGGUCUCGGUACCUUCCUCGGUGGCUACCUAUCAGGUGUUGUUGGCGGAGUCUUCUCGUACGAUGCAACAUUCAAGUUUCUUGGUGGUGUACAAAUCUUGGUCUUUGUUCUAAUGCUGCCACUUGCUGUGUUUGAGAAACCAGCCGAACUUUGA
Messenger RNA from Lytechinus variegatus (green sea urchin), 1428 nucleotides. Its product is annotated as monocarboxylate transporter 6-like. Bases 1 to 1428 code for a protein of 475 amino acids. The record is from RefSeq and is a predicted model, not a curated record. Gene Ontology annotation, molecular function: monocarboxylic acid transmembrane transporter activity. Gene Ontology annotation, biological process: transmembrane transport. The transcript is spliced from 4 exons. Lineage: Eukaryota; Metazoa; Echinodermata; Echinoidea; Temnopleuroida; Toxopneustidae.